CAUCCGCCCUGUUCUCGAAGCUAGGCAGCUCACUUUUUGGGGCCACCAAUUCACCCCAAAAGGUCGUUACCAACAUCCGUGGAUUCCUUUCCAAUCGGUUGACCGGAGUUUCCAUUCCCGAUACAGGUUGCCAACUUGGAAGCGACGACGACGAAGACGGCGAAGGUACCCCACAUAUGAGCGAGAGAUAGACGAGAGUAGGCAGGAAGACGAUCCACAACACAAGGGUAGAAGCAAAAAAAAAGAUCGAUCCUAAAAGUGAAGGGUUCACUAGCUGGUUAGCGCGUCGGCCCACAUGGUCACCCACAAUCACCGCCAUUACAAUUACGCUGACGACGGCGACGAAGACGACGAUCAGGUCAGCCAGCAGGAAACGUCGACCCAAUGAUGCCCGGCUUAGAAAGGUGCAUCAACGUGACACGACAAAUCGCCGCAGACAGCUAAGAGCAAUACCAUUGACGGCGCACUGAGGUCACUCCAAACUACAAAAAAAAAGCAAACACGGGUGAAGAGCAAAACGCUCAUCGAACAAUCGACACCGCUGAAAAAAACGAAACAAAAAGUUAAACGAAUUGAGUGAUCGUUUCUUGCAUAAAUAGACUGAAAUUAGGAAAACGUGAUGGCGCCGCUACCGAUCAUUAACCUCGAACCGAGCGAGGUGAAGGAAAUCUUCUGGACCAAAGUGCAGGAACCGACGUCCCAGCGUAAGCUGAUCCUGGUGAUUGUCUCGAUCGCCCUGUUGCUAGAUAAUAUGUUGUACAUGGUGAUCGUACCGAUCAUUCCAGACUAUCUGCGAUACAUAGGAACAUGGGGACCGGAAGAGCCCAUGAAUACAAGUGCUCCUACAACAGUUUUUACGCCACAUGCUCACGCUCAUAAUGGACAGGACUCGGCGACUGGAGUGCUGUUCGCAUCGAAGGCCAUUGUGCAACUGAUGGUGAAUCCGUUUUCCGGAGCAUUGAUCGACAGGAUUGGAUAUGAUCUUCCGAUGAUGGUCGGCCUUUUGAUUAUGUUCCUCUCGACAAUGGUGUUCGCUUGCGGUAGGAGCUACAGUAUGCUUUUCUUUGCCCGAUCAUUGCAAGGUGUGGGGUCGGCUUUUGCAGACACUUCAGGUCUUGCCAUGAUUGCUGAUCGAUUUACGGAAGAAGCAGAGCGGUCGAAAGCCCUUGGUAUUGCACUGGCGUUCAUCAGUUUCGGAUGUCUGGUGGCUCCACCUUUCGGAGGAGCUCUGUAUCAGUUCGCCGGAAAGGAAGUGCCAUUCGUGAUCCUGGCGUUGAUAUCACUCAUGGAUGGAUUCAUGCUACUGCUAGUUAUGAAACCUAUUAAGGAAAUUUUGGCGGAAAGACAGGAAGUGAAGCAGGACACCAUUCCCAUUUGGCGGCUAUUGAUCGAUCCGUAUAUUGCGGUUUGCGCCGGGGCACUGACUAUGUCGAAUGUAGCGUUGGCUUUUCUUGAACCGACUAUUUCACUGUGGAUGGAAGAUACACUAACAAAUGAUAAUUGGAAGAUAGGCAUGGUGUGGCUACCGGCAUUCUUCCCGCAUGUAUUUGGUGUAGUGAUAACGGUCAAGAUGGCUCGAAAGUAUCCCGAAAAACAAUGGAUAAUGGCUGCGGGAGGUCUAGCUCUGGAAGGACUCUGCUGUUUUAUGAUUCCUUUCAGUUCGUCGUACAUUAUGCUGAUGAUCCCAAUUUGUGGUAUAUGUUUCGGAAUUGCACUCAUCGAUACAGCACUGCUUCCAACACUUGGAUAUCUGGUGGACGUUCGAUACGUAUCCGUCUACGGUAGUAUAUACGCCAUUGCCGAUAUCUCCUAUUCGAUAGCGUACGCCGUGGGUCCUAUCAUAGCUGGUGGAGUCGUGGAAGCCAUCGGAUUCACUGCCCUCAAUUUCGGCAUUGCCUUCUCAAAUCUGCUGUAUGCUCCGGUCCUAGGUUAUCUGCGUAAUAUUUAUGACUUUAAGCACUUUGAAAAUGAAGCAAACGUUCUGAUGGGAGAUCCUCCGACUAAAGAGUACCAAACGUACACUAUGCAGGACCAACAGGCGGUAGGAACAGAGUACAAAAAUCACCUGGAGUACGGCCGUCAGCAAGAUGACAGCGGCUACCAGCAACAACAGGAAACCAACAUCGAUCAGGGAUACUCGCAGAAUGGAAGCUAUGAUCAGUACCAACAGCAGCCGGGUGGAUACCAAAAUUACCAGCCUGGAUACCAAGAGCAGGGUGGAGUCUAUCAGCAGCAGCAACAAUCAUCCAGACAUCUUCCACAGCAACCCCAACCCGUGGCUAAUCCGUUCCGACAACAGGAGCAGCCGCAACAACAGCAAGCACCACCACAACCACGGAUCUCCAAUCCGUUUAGGCAAGGUUUUUAAAUUGUUCUUUGUGAUUGUUUCCUGUUUCUUUGUUUAUCCUUCGGUGCAUUAGUAUAAUGUGUAGACAAUGGUUUUAAACAAUCGGGAGAGCGCGUGAGGGUACGAAUGGAGCGAUGAAAGAGAGAGUACGAAAAGUUGUGAAAGAAUACAGUUGAAAACUGGAGAACGCUGUUAGAAGAUGACACACAAAAUGUGCUGUUGACUUGAGAGUUCGUAGUUUUGUAUAGUCGCUAAGUGUUGAAACAUCAACUCUGUACCCAAGCUUCUGCUGCAUGUUAAACGUAUCUGUAAUAUUCGCGUGAGCAAAGAAAAGACGUAUCCAAGAGGUAUAGACGAAACUAUAUAGAUAUAUAUUUAAAGAGAUUAAGGCACUACCAUGUAAGGAUCUAGUUCGAUAAGAAGCCCCGAGGACGUUCCGCUUGCUCGAAACUGCAUCGGUAUCAUAGACAUAUCAAACCAAGGUGAAACGCUCUAUUUGGGUGCAGUGACGACAAGUCUAGGAAUGUUCCACGCGGGGCAUUUCAGUUUCAGUAUCCUUCAUUUUGGGGAUCACCCACGACGUUUUCUUAACAUAAGAUACAACCAAGGUAGAACGAUACAUAUCAGAGCUUCGGCUCGCCUGAAUUUACCAAAGUGAUAUUAUAUGAAAAUUAUUACUUUUAGAACUUUAGGACAUAACAGUGACAUCCUCUAGCCAGGGCGCAUUCCAUUUAUCGGGGACACCCGGUGAUGGGGAUCUCGCUCUAUCUUCUAUACAGUUUUACGUAGCCAGUAAGCGAUAGGGUCUAUAAUAUAUACAUAAAUUAUCAAAUCAUCCAGACGGUUAUUCAGUAUUGCAACAACCGACAGAACAGAACCGCGCGAAACAUAACAAAUAAGUUCAAAACAGCAGCAACUCGAAUCUUUGUGUAAAUUAUUCCUUUUUUCGGUUCGACCACAAGUGUGUGAAACAAAAGGAAAAAACGAUCUCUAAUGAUAUCAAUUAAAAUAGUUAAAUCAAAUUACAAGGGCGGGUCGACGUGGCCGCUGUCACGCACGUCAGCGCCCACGUGUAUUCGAACAAUUACUAUACAGAAGAAGAUAUUGUCAUAUUCUAACACAUAAAUAUUACAUAUACACUGCUAAAGAUGAUGUAUUUAUUAGGAAAUCCACUCACCCAAACUCACGUAGGAAAGGCAGUGGUGCAUAACACCGGAGAAAAACUUUAAAUAUCGCAGUCAUAUCAAUUAUACACAGAGAGGAGAAUAAAACUACCAAAUCCUAAAAAAAACCAUACAAAUUCAAGACUGUUACUUUUAUGUUGCUACAUUGAGCUAUGUUUCCUGGUAUGACUUGUCUGCGUUAUAGAAAAAGUUUCUGAACAAAAGAAAUUGCUUCGUUUUGUAAAGCACACUAUAAUCAAUGUUGUAGAUAUCGUUAACAAAAAUCCAGAACGUCUUUGAUGAGAGCCGUUAUAGCGAAUUUCAUUCAAUUCAUUUCAUUUAUUCUGUUACUGUGUAUUGCACGAUAAAUUCUCGCGUCGACAAUUUUGAAACCCUCUGAAAAUGCUUCUAGAUCGUCGCAGUUACGACAAAUCGUGUUGAUGUCUGAUGUGCGUUUAUUCCUGAUUAUCAUAGGACACUAAUACAAUUUGAAGUAAGUUCGUGUGGAUUGCUUUAAUUUCGUGUAAAAAGUUGAUUUAAGUCACAAGUUUGAUUUAACUAGCAUAUCAAGUGUGAGUAACAACGGAUUACCGUGAUCAUGUAUGGAAUACUAUGAAAACAGGUUUAAAUUCGUUUAUAGUACCAGAGAUCAAUUGAUUGUAAAUGAGAUAAAUAAUGAAAGUAAGCAAGGGAAUAAAAGAAAAAAAAAUGGAAUGUGAAAAAACCAAGACCAAGUUCAUUAAAUGAUUAUUUUAUAUAUCUCAAAUUUUAAAACAGCUGUCAAAACGAUUUACUUCGAGGAACCAUACAAAGACGUUCUGGGACUCGCUCUAAUCGAAACAAUUAAAGUUAGAAAAAAUAACUAGGCAAUGUUUCAAGAAGAAGAAAUAUGUUGAAAACUAUCCCUCAGUAGCAAAGUGUAUCCCUUCUUAUCUAUUAGAAAGACUGUACAUUGUAAAUUUAUUGAAAAUGGCUUCAACACGGUUCUUGCAUCAUUUAAGGUACUGCUGCGUUCAAAAACGUCAAGUAUAAAAUAUCAAUUGCGUACUAAAGUUUUGCCUUUAUUUCGCUUUACUCAAAAUCAAUACAUUUCAAAAAACGCACAAAUUAUAAAAAGCAACGUUUUCGACCGUUAGUAGAAAACAAUUACACUAACCUUUAGAUAGAUUCCCAUUGAUUCUGUGCAGAGAACGAAGCGAUGAUUGUAUAAAUAUGACAAACC
Messenger RNA from Aedes aegypti (yellow fever mosquito), 4732 nucleotides. It is a transcript of the gene VAChT, whose product is annotated as vesicular acetylcholine transporter. NCBI's taxonomy places the organism in Eukaryota, Metazoa, Arthropoda, Insecta, Diptera, Culicidae. The transcript has 2 exons. The record is from RefSeq and is a predicted model, not a curated record. Gene Ontology annotation, cellular component: AP-1 adaptor complex; AP-2 adaptor complex; membrane. The coding region runs from base 620 to 2368 and encodes 582 amino acids. Gene Ontology annotation, molecular function: xenobiotic transmembrane transporter activity; acetylcholine transmembrane transporter activity. Gene Ontology annotation, biological process: chemical synaptic transmission; transmembrane transport; xenobiotic transport.